AUGUUCCGUGACAGAAACCAGUUCCGUGACAGAAACCAGUUUGGUCACAAGGACCAGAACGAGAAUGUGUUGAGGGGACUGAGGAUAAAAGAAGGGGACAGAGACAGUGUCAGACAGAGACCUGAGUCGUCCACACAGACGGACCACGGAGCCAAUCGGUCCGAAGGUGAAGCGUCUCCUCAACACAAAGCUGCUGCACUUCAGAUCCUACCACGAUCCCGAUCGGCCGCCAGCAUGUUCAACAUAUUAUACCUGGCUGCACUCAGUGUGCUCGCAGGUACGGCAACGACCCAGCGCGUGGACUUUACCGGUUCAGCUGAAUUUGACAUCAAGUCGUGCCCCAUCACCUACUACGGACAGAAAUAUGAUAAAUUAUAUGUGGGCUUGAAUGCCGGCAGAAUGACUGUCUGCUUCAAUGGCCAGUACGCAUCUGGAAUCAAGGACGACUGCAUUCUGAUAUCUGCAGGAGGGGCUGACAGAGGUUCCCUGUCGCUAGGCCAGCGGACUAAUGCACCUGGAUCUGUUUACCACAGGAAUCUACCGAACCUGAAACACAAUGGAACAUGUUUCAACCAGAUUGUUUUAACAAACAGUCAACAAAGAACGGAACUGGACGAGCAGGUCAACGGCACCACAGUCUCUAAACAGAGUUUCCUUAAAAGUCAAGGUUACUACUCCCUCAUGAGCGGUUGUAGACGCUCUGGCGUUGGUUAUAAGACAAACACGGUUCAAGUUCUAGACCCAAGCAUCUGCUCCACUGUUUCCUGUGAUGCGAGUGGAGUUGCUGCUCUCAAUGUGUGUGGUCCCAAGGAGCCCUGCAAUGGAAAUGGCAGCUGCAUCUCAAACAACGUGUGCAGCGUGCUCGGCUCCACGGUCGUCGGUUUCGCUGGGCGGGUCCAGGCCGUCCCGGACCGCUGUGGCUACACUCUGUUCAAGUCCACAUCCAUCCCCGGCUUCCAGGUGCUGGGCGUCUUCCAGGAGAGACGCCGGAAAGACGUCAGCUUUUUGAAACGUGUGAUCCUGCAGCUGGCGGGAGCUCAAAUCUCUCUGGAACAAGGGAGUCGAGCUCUGCUCGACACCAGAGAGCUCAGACUCAACACCACAGCGAUGGUGGUCCGUGGGUGGGAGCUCACCAAGGACCAGACUGGAGUGACGGCUAAGAUGUCAGCCUCCAACUUCACUCUUUCUGUCCACUUCGAUGGCUCCAUCUCUCACAUCCACUUGACAGGGCCAAAUGGACACGACGCACACGGGUUGUGUGGAAACUCCAGUCGCACUGUGAGUGACGAGAAAGACUCCACACACAGUGUCAGCGGCUGUGACACGCAGUAUAACGAGGCUGCGGACCCGACUAUCAACUGCAACACCUCAACUGACUGGUGUAACCUCCUGAAGCAGGCUCCCUUUACUGCCUGCAACAUGCAACAUGACCCAGAACCCUUCAUUGCUGCCUGCACACAGACGCUGUGUAAAUACCCUGAAGGGGAUGGUCUCAAGUGCCAGUUCCUGGAGGCGUACGCCAGAGCCUGCAGCCUCUCCAACGUCACACUGGAGGAAUGGAAGUCAGAGACCCCAUGCUGUAAGGCUGGCUUCUGUCAGGACACGUUCUGCAGUGAGCACGAGUUCUGUGGGAAGAAGAACAACGGGGGAACCGGCUGCGUCUGCCGGGCCAUGUUCGCCUCCAAGUACAACUCAACCGACUCCUUUGGAGAGCCAAUGGUCUGCGAGCAGAACGCUGCUAAGCUGACUAUGGCUAAAUGUCUCUUGGAGGACAAAGGCAUCGACUUCUCUGUCUUGCAUCUCAAUGACGAGGCCUGCAAAGGUGAAAUGGACAAUGAGACCCACAUGGUGACGUUCGGCUUCGACAGGAAGAAAACCUGUGGAACAGUGAUCCUGGCAAACAACAGCCAAAUCCUCUACAAGAACACCAUCGUGAACCGGAACAGCUCCAUGUACGGCGUUAUCAACCGUCAGGACUCGGUUCAUCUCGACUUCUCGUGUCUCUACGAUCAGCCGGACAUCAGGACCUUUACCUUCACACUCAAAGACAGCUCCGUCACCCAGCAGAUCACUUCUGGACGAUGGAUUUACAAUCUCACCAUGACGGCCUACAAGGACCCUAACACCAAGGAAGCCUUGCAACAACGUACCGAAAUGCAACUGGACGAGCCGUUGUGGGUGGAGCUGAACGCGGAUGGGCUGGAUGACAAAAUGGUUGCUGUGGUGACGGACUCCUGCUGGGCGACCGACCAGCCCAGCCCGAACGGAAGCCUGAGAUAUGACCUCAUCAUCAAAGGCUGCCCUAACCCCGCUGACUCCUCGGUGAAGGUGAAGAACAACGGACAGGGAACAUCCAACCGUUUCUCCUUCAACACGUUCCAGUUCUCUGCCAAGGAUGGUGAGGUCUUCUUGCACUGCAGAGUGAAGCUGUGUGUCAAGAAGGGUAACAACUGCAUCCCGUUCAACUCCAUCUUGCCCCUGAAGCUCGUCACCGAGCUCAGAGACCUUGGGCUCAACAUCGCCCUCUAUGGGUGGAUCCUGAACUUCCUGACGGGCGGACCACAGGCGGUCCUGACUCUCAACACCGGUGCCCCCCAGGGCUGCGUGCUCAGUCCUCUCCUGUACUCCCUGUUCAUGCAUGACUGCCUGCCCCCCCCCCUCAGCUCCAACACCAUCGUUAAGUUUGCUGAUGACACCGCUGUCACAGGCCUGAUCACCGGCGACGAUGAGAAGGCCUACAGAGAGGAGGAGCUGAUCGUGGAUUACAGGAAGAGACAAGGAGUGGAACACGCCCCCCUCUUCAUCAACGGGACCACGGUGGAGCGAGUCAGCACCUUCAGGUGCACCACAGAGAGCAUCCUGACCGCCUGGUACAGCACCUGCACCGCCCUCAACCGUAAGGCUUUACAGAGGGUGGUGAAGUCUGCUCAGCACAUCUCCAGGACGGAGCUGCCAUCCAUGGAGGACCUCUACACUGUUCUCCGCGGUCUCCUGUCGGUGCAGGUGACGUCAUGCAAACCGUCCGGUCCCAGCCGAGUCGGACUGAAGCGGACCAGCGGGGUGUCUGGACCCGGUCCAGGCCCGGAACCGCUCCACGGACCGGAAACGAGUCUUUGA
Molecule: messenger RNA, 3117 nt
Organism: Limanda limanda (common dab)
Lineage: Eukaryota; Metazoa; Chordata; Actinopteri; Pleuronectiformes; Pleuronectidae
Product: alpha-tectorin-like
Exons: 20
Coding region: 1-3117 (1038 amino acids)
Source: RefSeq, a predicted model, not a curated record